AGCCUCCGCCGCUUAUCCUCGAUAUCCUCCCUCCAAUUCCCUCCCGCCACCGCCACCCCCCUUCCACCGCCGCCGCCGUCGCCGCCCAUCACUAUCGUCCUCCUUCGCGCCCUCCUUCCCGAAGCCCUGCGAGCCUCCGUCGUCCACCACCCGACCCCCCUAACCCCUCAACUCUUAUCCCUCUCUCUUAAGUCCGGCCUCUCCCCAGACCUCCACCUCGCCACCCAUCUCAUCGGCCGCCUCUCCCACUCCGGCCACCUCUCCGAGGCUCGUGCCCUACUCCUCCACACCCCCGCCGCCGACACCGCCGCCUGGAACGCCCUGAUCUCUGGAUGUGCCCGAAAUGACCGCGUCGAACUCGCGUUCCAACUUGUCAAAGAAUUGCCGCUCCACGGCCUCAAUCCCAACGCCUUCACCUUGAGUUCCCUCCUUAAGGCUGCCUCCUCCCAUGGAGAAAUUCUAGCCACAGAAGUGGUCCAUGGGGUCGCCGUCAAAAUGGGAUUUUUAUCAGCUGUUUACGUGAUCACCGGCUUGCUGGAUAACUAUUCGAAAGUAGGGGAAUUGGGCUUGGCUGAGAAAUGCUUCGAGGAAUGCCCUUUAUUUGAUUCGGGGGUGUGGACUGCUAUGGUUUCUGGGUAUGUGAAGAAUGGAAUGAUUGGAUCAGCUGUUGGAACCUUUAAGGAGAUGUUGGAUUUGGGAUUGAGUUUGAAUGAGUUUUGUCUUACGAGCGUUCUUGCUGCAUUGUCUGACGGUGAGUUUGAUGUAAAGCAGGGGAAGCAGAUUCACUGUUUGAGCAUAAAGGUAGGAUUUUUAUGUUGUGAUUUGAUGCCUUUGAGCAAUGCGCUUCUAAGCAUGUACUGUAGGUGUGGAACCAAGGCCGAUGGGCUUCGUGCUUUCUGGGAGAUUCAGGAACCUGAUGUGGUUUCUUGGAGCACGCUUAUCAGGGCUCUUGAUGGCGAAGAAGCUCUCGGAUUGUUUAAGUUCUUGUUGUCAAGAGAUGUGGAUGUAAAUGAGUUCACUCUGAUCAACGUACUGUCAGUUAUUGAUAAGCCGGAGCUGCUGAGAGGAGGGAAACAGAUCCAAGCUUGGUGCUUUAGAAAUGGGCUUGCAUCCAUUGUCUCUGUUGGCAAUGCGCUUGUUUCCAUGCAUGGAAAGUGUGGGCAGAUUGAUGAUGCGAAGCAAGUAUUUGAUGAAAUGGCCGAAAGAGAUAUAGUUUCAUGGAAUGCCUUGAUAGCUGCAUGUGUUGCCAAUUGCUUGCCUGAUAGAGUGCUAUGGCUGUUUUCUUGGAUGCAGCAUUCAUCUUUCAAACCCAAUAUUUCUACCUUGUCGAGCCUUUUUGAAGCUGCUUCAAGAUUUUCUACUUCCAAUCUAGCAGCACAAAUCCAUUCAUAUAUAAUCAAAUUGGGGCAUACAUUUGAUGAUCGCAUUGCCACCGCCUUGAUAGCAAUGUAUGGAAAGUGUGAUAGGAUUGAUGAGUCAAAACAAGUAUUUGAUGAGGUUGAUAGAAGAGUCUUGGUCCAUAUGAAUGCAAUGGCUUCCACUUUCGUUCAAGCUGGCCAUCAUGCAGAUGCAAUCAAACUGUUUAAGAGAACUAGGCAUAUGGGAAUGGAAGUGGACAAUGUUUCUCUCAGUGUAGUCGUUAAAGCUUAUUGUGCUCUGACAUCAAUAGAGCAAGGAAGGAACAUGCACUCUCUGGCUCUGAAAUUGGGUAUUGACAGAGAUAGUCUUGUCGGGAGUGGGUUGGUUGAUAUCUAUUGUAAAUGUGGAAGCUUAGGUGAAGCAAUAAAAGUUUUUGAGGAGCUUCCAAAGAGUAAUUUGGCUACAUGGAAUGCCAUGCUGACUGGGUAUGCACAGCACGGUUGCUAUGACAAGGUCAUCAGUCACUUUAAAAAGAUGGUGGAAGGAGGCAUAGACCCUGAUGAGAUUACAUUUUUGGGAGUGCUUUUUGCCAGCUGCCAUGGAGGCCAUGUUGAGGAAGCCUAUUACUACUUAAACUCCAUGAUCAAAGACCAUGGUGUAGUUCCAUCUUUAGAACACUAUGCCUGUGUUGUUGACUUGCUUGGUCGAGUAGGACAAUUAGAAGAAGCUAAAAGAAUUAUUGAUCAGAUGCCUCUCAGUUCGGAUGCUAGGAUGUGGCAAAUCUUUCUGACAGCUUGCAACAUUCAUGUCAAUGUGAAGCUUGGAGAGAUUGCAGCACAAGAACUACUGAAGCUUGAACCUGAUAAUGAUUCUGCCUAUGUGCUGCUUUCAAAUAUUUAUGCUAUGACUGGUAAAUGGGAUGAGGUUAGGGAAUUGAGGAGGGGAAUGAGGGAGAGAACAGUUUGGAAGGAACCAGGAUGUAGUUGGAUCGAAGUCAAAGGAAGCAUCCACUCAUUUUUGGCAAGCGAUCUAACCCAUCCCCAGGCUUCAGAAAUUUCUUUAAUGCUAGAAGAGUUGCACAAUGUAAUGAUGAUUACAAAAUCUGAGGCAGACGGAAAUUUGGUGCAGGCAGAAGACUUGGUAGCACUUGAUUAAAUGACUUGAAGUCAAAGAUAGCCUAAGGACACCAUCCAAAAUAAAGGGUGGUCAGCCGAGAACAUGAGGCAAUGUUGCUGAUAUGGAGAACUAGCACAGAUCUCGCACUGCAGCAUCCUUCACUAGUCUGUGAUGUUGUUACUAACCGCAAAAAAGUGAGGAAAUGACCACCACCUCAUGGGCUUCCUUAUCUCCUUCUACUAUUUGUGAUUUUAACUAAUGACUUAAACGAGGAGCUCAUUGUUGACUCUGGUGAAUUCUCCAAGGUUUAUGAGGUUAUUCUUAGAGACAGCACUUAGAGCUGCAGGGAUCUUGUGCUGGUCUGAGCACUGGCACAUUCUGCCCCUCCCUAGGGACUGCAAUGACAGUUUGCAAGUGACCCUGCUCUAAGUAAAUAGAGAGACAUCCUCGAGUAUAACUAUUACUAAGGGGAUUUCUCAUGCUUGUCAUCGAAAGCAGAGAAUUUGACAUUGAUGUCCGACAUUCUCCUAGCAGAGAGACAAUUUGAAUCUCCAACUUCAGUCUUGACCAGCCUGCCGCUGGGGAGACGCAUGUGAGCCUGUGGCCAUGGAUAGCAGUGCCCAGAAUAAUUAAUACUGCAGGGGCUCGGUGAUAUGUCUAUUAUGUGCUUGCUCUUUGAAAUGCUUCUUUGCAAAUGAGGCUGAUCGUCGAGCCAAUGCUCUUCACAGGGGCAUCUUCAUUUGUUGGAGUGGGUAUUGCCAUUAACAAAGGAUCAACUGAUCAAGAAAAUCAUCAAUUUGGAGUUCAGGGAAAGAGCAAAAAUGGAUUUCUUAUCAGGGUCUGGUGAGGUACUGUGAAGUUCUUACAGGAGUCUUCUGGUGAGAUGGCUCCGAAGUGCCCGCAGGAGUAUGGCAUCAAUGGGUGGAAUAUCUUCUGGAAGUGGUAAUAUGGGCUGUGUUUCGUUAAGAUGGAGUCAAGAGGGAACCAUGUUGCUGUAGUGAGGCAGGCAUCUUUACGGGGCAUAGAUAUCCACAAGAAAGAUGAUGUGGGUGAGAGGAAAGACGGAAUCUUGGUUGUAAUUGCAAGGAAGUUCUUCCCCUGCUCAAUUUCAAACGAAGUUGAGAGCAAAUAUUUGUUAGCUACUUAGCUGGCCUUUGUUUUUUCCCAUAGCAGAUCUCUUCAAGUGAUGACAGAAUCAAGAUGAAGCUAUCUAUUUUAGCAAUUAAGCUCAAAAUUUUUCAGAAAUUAAGACUGC
Elaeis guineensis (African oil palm) is the source of this 3730-nucleotide messenger RNA. RefSeq names its product putative pentatricopeptide repeat-containing protein At3g25970. NCBI's taxonomy places the organism in Eukaryota, Viridiplantae, Streptophyta, Magnoliopsida, Arecales, Arecaceae. Gene Ontology annotation, biological process: RNA modification. Gene Ontology annotation, molecular function: protein binding; RNA binding. The record is from RefSeq and is a predicted model, not a curated record.